Eublepharis macularius is the source of this 1062-nucleotide messenger RNA. RefSeq names its product probable G-protein coupled receptor 33. The record is from RefSeq and is a predicted model, not a curated record. Bases 1 to 1062 code for a protein of 353 amino acids. Gene Ontology annotation, molecular function: complement receptor activity; G protein-coupled receptor activity. Gene Ontology annotation, biological process: phospholipase C-activating G protein-coupled receptor signaling pathway; inflammatory response; positive regulation of cytosolic calcium ion concentration. Gene Ontology annotation, cellular component: plasma membrane. The transcript has a single exon. NCBI's taxonomy places the organism in Eukaryota, Metazoa, Chordata, Lepidosauria, Squamata, Eublepharidae.
AUGGAGAAAGCCAACAUGACCAUCCUCUUGGAGAAGAAUGUUUCAACUACAAUCUUAAGCACCGUUCAUUCACCAGUGGAUAUAACUCCUAUGAAUCUGGCUAUGGGCAUCUCCAACUUGGUGGCCUUCCUGGUGGGGACAUCAGUCAACGGGCUCUUCCUAUGGGUAUUGGCGAUGAAGAUGAAGAGAACUGUGACUACCCUCUGGUUCCUCAACCUGAUCCUCAUCUAUUUCAUGUCUUCUUCCUACAUACCUUUCUUUGCUGUCUACUUCCUCCUUGAUUUCCACUGGGUCUUUGGCGCAAUCAUGUGCAAAGUGGUUAACUCCCUAGGUUCACUGGGGAUGUUUAUCACCGUCUUUCUCAUCACUAUUAUCAGCAUAGACCGCUACCUGCUCAUCUGCCACCCCAUCUGGUCCCAGUAUAACCGGACUGUUCCUCGGGCACGGAGACUGAUUGCAGGAGUGUGGCUCACUUCGUUCGCCCUGAGUGCUCCCUACCUGGCUUUCCGGGAGACUCGAGAAGCAGAAAAGGGUAAAAUCACGUGUGUCAACAAUUAUGCUCUCUCCAGUGACUGGGGUAGUCCCAGAAUAGAAGCCCUAAGGAAUCUCAUUCAUUUGACUCUCUUUUUGGUUCGAUUCCUGCUGGCCUUCUUGAUUCCCUUCUGCAUCAUAACGGGCUGCUAUUGCAGAAUGAGAUCAGAACUAAAGAAGAAAAGGUGGGUGAGGAACAAAAAGCCCUUCAGAAUCCUGGCAAUUGCUGUGGCCUCCUUCUUCGUCUGCUGGCUUCCUUACCAUCUCUAUCAUGGUUUAUCACUCUUUAAGAGAGUACCAGAUGGAUUACUACUGCCUCUUCAAGGAAUUUUUAUCAUCACAAGGUGUUUCAAUUUCUGCGUCACCCCCAUUCUCUAUCUCUUUGUUGGGGAGAAAUUCCAGCAAAUCUGCAAGAUGUCCCUUCUCGGUUUGCUGAAGAAAGCUUUUGUGGAUAUCCCUGUCCAACCUGGGGAUGAUCCACUGGCAAUGACAAGGGCCACCCAACCAGUACCAGCAACAGCUUGUAGAUGA